UUAUUUUAUUUUUCAUAUUAUUUCGGAGUUGGCAAAAAAACCUGCUCGGAUUUUAAUUCCAGUGAAAUCUCAUAUUUUUGGUUAAUUACUAAUUAUUAUUUCCCGCCGGGGUUGAACAGUAAAAAACCGCCAGGAAUUUUUUGCCAACUCUGAUAUAUAUUUUUUUUUACAUUGAGCGUGUCCCCGGAUUAAUGCCCAUCAUCUUGAGUUUGACCCCACGGUUUUGUAUGUAAAUAUUCAACGACACGGGUCUGCCGUAUUAACUUUCCGGACCUAGAGUCCACCGUGGGCCUUAAUCCGGGCACAUUACUCUGUAUACCUAUAUAUUAUAUUGUUAUACAUAAUAACAAAACGUAUUACCAUUACCUUAUUAGUGUAUAUACAUGUACGUAUUCCGGGGCUGGUCGCAAACAAUUUAAAUGUUAAGCACGGUCGUUUAAUAAUUACUUUUCGACAGACAAUUUAAAUUGCUUAACGACCGCCCGUUGGUUAUUUGUGUUGUAUUGUGUCGUGUGUGCGUUCAACAGAUAAUUUUGACCGAAAAACUAUGUUGCCUACCAAUAAAAAAAAACUAAAAAAAAAAAAAAAUCAUACUUGUCCAUCAGUCGAUCGGAAAUGGCUAAAAUACAUUAAACUACCGGUAACGUCAAUUUUGUUCGAUAAUAAUCAUUAAACCACCCGAGUGCUUUUCGAUACCGCAGUACAUUUUGUUUCCAUGAUUAUGUAACAUAAGCGAUUCACCUGCACUAUAUCAUACAACUAGAUUACACUCUAUUCAAAAGGCGUCCGUAGAAAGGGAGGUCAACAGGGGCAGUUGUCAAGUGUCAGGUUAUCUACCCACACAACACGAGCAUUUAUUUGUAUUUUUUAAAUAUUUAGUAACAACGUUUUCGAAUACGUUUAAAAUAUGACCGAACAAUAUUUUGAAAUAAUAUUUCACUAAAUUAUUUGACAUAAAAAUCGAUUAUACAUUAUAAUCUAAUAGAUAAACUAGCUAUGUAUAGCAGAAAUAAGACCCCUUCCCAGCUUGAGGUGUUUAGACCUAUGAGAAGUACUACAAGCUCCACAAAAAUUAAGUAAAAAUCCUACGUUAGUUAGCUUACUAAAAUGUUGUAGAAGCCCGGAAGAGUUUUUAAAGGUUGUCAAAUGUUUCUCUUUCUAUUUGUGCCAAUGCACGUUAUAAAAAAAAACCGUGGGCGCUCUUGCUGGAUCGAAGAUAUCGAAAAUGUCCGAUAAAGAUGGCCAAAUGAUUGGAUGUUAGAAAAUCAAGGAGUGGAGAAUGUUAUUUCAUUAGUCAAAGUGGGUACGCUAUUUCCCACAUCAUCUAUUAUACAGCUAGUACGCCUGUAAUAUGUCGAAUACAAUAAACUCCUAAAAUAUAAAUAUAUUUGAUCGGUACGGAUUUUUUUUAGUUAUUUUAAUUUAAUUUAAUUCGAACAAUAACGGGUGUAUUAAUUUAACACUGUACCGACCGCGAUGUGGAGUCUAUAAACGCGGGUCCGCUAUUGUUUUACACCACUAUCGGAAAUCAAAAGAAUAAAUAUCCGGUUGAAUUAAUAAAAAAACACAGCGGCUACCGUUAACGAACAAUUUGGACAAGGGGAGGGUCUUCAUUUGGUAUUCAUCACUCGCGUUUUCCACUUGCCUCUACCGGCGUGUGCCUCCUGCAAAGCUCGCCGUUUACAUCCACCCCUAUAACCUCUGAAUACUGAUUAAUUUUGCUUCGAUGGUAACAAAGAAAAAAAAAAAAAAGGAAAAAGAAAAAUGUCAUUUUACUUGUCUUUAAUACAAUACACGUCCCGACGCCGUUUUACACGGUCAUGAUCGCCAUAGUGCCAUAGUACAAAAACCUUACAAAUCCCUUGUGUUGAUUUUAUGUGCCUCCCCGACGUCAUAAAAUAUAUUUGUACGGUUUCCAUAGCACUUGUUGAGGCGUCUGUCUGUGCAAUAUACUUAUAAACAUAUUUAUCUAUUGUAUAUGUUUUUGUCUCCGAAUUUUCCUAUCGUCCGGCAGAGGCGAAUUCAACUUGUUUUAAUUUUCUGCGUUUUACAUUGUUUUGUGAUGUCCUGGUGGUUGCCAGUUAUUAGGUACACGAUAAUGUUAUACUGUCGUGCUUGGCUUCGGGUCGUAACAAUAAAAAUAAUAUAAUAUAUUAACAGCUGUUAUCGAUUCCCGGUGUAACGCUAUUGUACCUUGUUAACGAUUGGAUAUUUAGUAUUAAUAGUUAUAUUAUUUUAAACAGAACAACUAUUAUUAUUAUUAUUGUUUCGGAUUUCCUUUUAAUGUGUUUUUCGAACGACAAGGCACGUCGCGGUGUUUGUUAACGUUAAGGACUUGUUGUGUGCGGGUACCUACCGCAUUCAAAUUGGCCUAAAGGGUUGAACGACUCGCUAUUUUCAAGUGCAGCCCGCCAAAAUGGCAUGAAUAAUUAAAACGUAUACAAUGGUAUUGCGUUUGUUUUAUUAUACUAACGUUUUCAUAAGUGGUCGAGUUGAUAAAAAAAAAAUUACACUGUUAUUUCAUUAAUUUAUUCUUUCCAUUUGUUUUUACCGUACAAUUUCCAUAAGCGACAGCCGAAAAAACCCAGCACCUUAGCAGUAACCGCAGGGAAUAGUGGGGUCGAGCAGUCACUCUAAGAUUAAACAAAAUCGCUAAAUUAGAGGCAAUAUUAUGUUGAUAAACUGUUACUGCAUCCAACAAAAGGUUAUUGACAAAUCCUUCUAGGUUAAUAUGUGAGAGAUAGACGAAUGAUAUCUAUAUCACCACUAGUCUUAGCUCUAAAUGUGUAGUGUUACAUGUACAAAAUAUUCCAAACCGCUUUUAAACCGAUUCGACUCUUUUUCUGAAAGUAAACGCGUGGUGUAUUAAGAAAAACUUGAACCCUCUCUUUCCACGAAUUCCAAUCCGCCACCCUUUCUUAUCCGCUCCACCUUAUUCAUUAUACACAAUAUCUAUCUGUCUUAACUUACAACAUUCACCUACUACUUUGGAGUACCUCAAUCUCUAAUAUCUUUUCCGUACUUAUCCGUACUCACUCGUUUUACCCUUCUUCCAACAUGACCAAUUAAUUAUCUCAAUAUAUUUGUCUCUCUUAUAUUUUGUUUAAUGCUAUUUUAACUAUUAAAAUGUUUCUUUUAUAUAUUUUAUGCACUAUGAAACAUUCGCAUAUAUCACUGUAGGUGUCAGUACAGUUUUAAAAAGUUCACUCUUCGGUCACACAACAACACCUCUUGUUGUCUCUUUCCACCUCAUCCGACCACCUUUUUUUCGAAUCCUCAAUUGUUUUGUAAAAUUCGGUACUUAAUUUAAUGUGGCUCUACUGAAUUAACCACUUGCUCUUCAAGCAAACCCGGCAUUUCUCCGCCUUCGUCUCUGGUACAGCGACUGAUCUAUAAAUUGUAGACUCGAAGAAAUUGGUCCAGUGGUUGCAUCGGCUCUGCAUCGAAGGGUGACCACUACGCACACUCAUCGCUACAUCGCAACGACGGUUCAGCUGCAAUCAGGCCGCGUCCCUCUCGUCACAAUAACACUACAGUGUCGCCAAUAACUUUUGCGUUGCGCGGUUAAAUGUGAUUUUCGAAUUUUCGCGCGUAGUGCGAAUUUUGUAUCAUUAUAAUUGACAUUUUUUUCUUCGCGAUUCGUCCCGAUUCGUCUUGUGUCUUUUAUAUAAAUACAAUUUUAUCGCGUGCGCUUACACCGUACUUGAUUGACGGCCAUGGUUCGCUGGCACGUCCGCAUCAAAUAACUAGCGACCACGUGUGUUUGCCGUAACGACAACGAGAAGGGCCGCCAAGACUGAGAAGCACACGACCGGACACACACACACAGGACUACCACGGUGGUUGGUGUUUACUAGAUCAUCACAGCGAGCACAGGAUCGUCCACAUGCGACCAGAUUGGCCAGCGUCCCGGAACUCGGUCGAAAUGUUACACACGCUCAGCGCGUUGGCAGCUAAACUGUCGCCGACACAGACCCACAACCCGGUAGACGGCAACGCCAACAGGAUAGCCGCUCUCACCGCUCUGCCCGGCGCGAGUGUCACAAGUGACUCUGAUAUGUCCAUUCCGACGUCGUGUACCGAUAGUAACAAUGACGUCGAACAACCCGAACCAGAUUACAUAAAAAUGUUCGUGGGACAAAUUCCCCGGGCAAUGAACGAACAGGACUUGAUGGAGAUGUUUGGCGAAUUCGGACGGGUGUACCAGCUCAACUUGCUCCGGGACAAAUUCACGGGCGUCAGUAAAGGAUGUUGUUUCGUCACGUAUUUCACGCGGAAAGCCGCCUUGGACGCACAAAACGCUUUACACAACAUCAAGACGUUACCGGGGAUGCACCAUCCGAUCCAGAUGAAACCGGCGGACAGUGAAAACCGAAGUGAAAGAAAACUAUUUAUCGGCAUGCUUUCGAAAAAAAUAUCAGAACCCGACAUUAGGCUCAUGUUCGAACCUUUUGGGCCUAUCGAAGAGUGUUCUGUGCUGCGAGAUCCCAACGGCGUCAGUAAAGGUUGCGCGUUCGUCACGUAUACGACCAAACAGAACGCAAUAGCGGCUAUCAAAGGCAUGCAUCAUUCACAGACCAUGGAAGGCUGCACGUGUCCUCUGGUGGUCAAGUUUGCGGACACCCAAAAGGAAAAGGACCAAAAGCGAAUGCAGCAGAUGCAAGCAAACCUUUGGGGUUUGGCUGCCACCGGUAACAAUAGUUCCACCGCUCAGUACCUGGCACUCGGCGUACUGGCCAAUCAACAAACGAACGGUGACACGAAUUCUUUGUCGUCACAAGUGCUCCAGCAAAUCCAACUGAGCGCUGCUGCUGCAGCCGUUGCAGCCAAUACCAACACGAAUCAGCUAAACAAUUUGCUUCUUACAAACGUUCCAGGUGCGCUCAAAUCCCAGUACCAUCAUAUCCAAACGUCCAAUUAUCCCUUAAGUUUAGAUACCGUCUCACCACGGCGUUUAGAUUACAGCACCGAUCCUUUCUAUACAGGAUACCAGAAUUUGUCCACGUCGCCGCCGAGUUUGGGAGACCUGAACCCGGGCAACUUACAGAACCUGUCGACGUUGGCCAACCUGUCCGUCGGUAAUCCAAUCGUGAACUCUGUGAAUAUGCAGAACCUUGUUACAUUGGCCGCAAUGGCCAAUUCCUCACCUACAGGCUCCAGUUCGUCUAGUCUAAGUAGUUCAGCUUUGUCGAGUUUGUCGCCAACGUCCGCCGCGGCAGCAGGUUCAACACUAUUGGCUGGCACAAACGGUUCUAACGGUACAUACGGAUCGUCGUUGAACGCGCUCGGCCUGACUUUAGCCGAUCUCAACUCGAACCAGUUCACUAUGCCUCAGUCGCCGCCUGCUAGUUCGCCACUUUACUUUCUGAACAAUAACAACAACAACAAUAGCCCUACUAAAGUGUCCGGCAAGCAAAUCGAAGGUCCGGACGGUGCCAAUCUGUUUAUAUACCAUCUCCCCCAGGAUUUUGCCGAUUCCGAUCUCGUGAACAUGUUCUUGGUAUUUGGUAACGUUAUAUCAGCAAAGGUUUACAUUGAUAAAGAAACAAAACUGUCCAAGUGUUUCGGGUUCGUGUCCUACGAUAACGCGUACAGCGCCCAAGCGGCCAUACAAACGAUGAACUCUUACCAGGUGGGCAACAAGAGGCUGAAAGUGCAGCUCAAGAGGCCCAAGGAAGCGUCCAGACCGUACUGAAUCGUUUCCAUCUGCGCACACACCCCACACAAUCGUUCACGAAUACACGCCGUACACAAUUAACGCUAACAGAUAAACACAAAAAACUGUCACAAACAAAAUUACAAGUAAAAUCCUCAUGCUGUAACUGUGCGCGCGAAUACGUGAUUAUACACUUGGUACAUGUAUUUUAUAGAUAAAUAUAUAUUAAACAACGAUCUAUAUAAAUGUUA
Adelges cooleyi (spruce gall adelgid) is the source of this 5907-nucleotide messenger RNA. RefSeq names its product CUGBP Elav-like family member 1. The record is from RefSeq and is a predicted model, not a curated record. Gene Ontology annotation, biological process: mRNA splice site recognition; regulation of alternative mRNA splicing, via spliceosome. Gene Ontology annotation, cellular component: ribonucleoprotein complex; nucleus; cytoplasm. Bases 3887 to 5695 code for a protein of 602 amino acids. The transcript is spliced from 15 exons. Gene Ontology annotation, molecular function: mRNA 3'-UTR binding. NCBI's taxonomy places the organism in Eukaryota, Metazoa, Arthropoda, Insecta, Hemiptera, Adelgidae.